GCUCCUGCAGGACCUCCGGGAUAUUUUGUCCAGCAGGAAUCCAGCAGCAUUUUCCUUGGAAAACACACAAAAUCCUCCAGUGCUCUGGGAUUUUCCACGAGGAGCUGCCCACUAAGAAAUGUCAGAUCCUCCUGGGGGAGAAAACAAAACAAAUCCCAGGGAAAUCCUCUCCAAGAGGAAGCGCAGUGUUGGACAAUCCCAGCCCUGAGGAUGCCUCGUUUCCUGCUGCUCCCGAUCCAAGGAGCCCCAGAGCCGUGAGGAGAUUCAGGCUGGAGAGAAGAGAAAAGCUGCUCCCAGGGAGGAUGAGCUCCGUGAUCCCGCUGCUGCUGCUGCUGCUUCCAGCCGGGAAUGCCGGCUCCCAGCCGGAGCAGGCGCUGCCCAGGCGGCGCCUGGCGUGCGUGAGGUGCUGCGGGCCCUCGGAGCAGCCCGUCUCCAUCUUCUCCCAAAGAUCCGCCAGGAUGAGCGGCCACCCCCAAUAUUCCCUGCCCAAAAUCCAGCCCACCAUCGACAUCACCAUCCUCAAAGGCGAGAAGGGCGAGAUGGGCGAGCGGGGAUUCCCGGGAGCGGCGGGGAAGGCGGGAGAGCGCGGAUCCCGCGGGCCGAGCGGCCGCAAGGGCCAGAAGGGCCAGGCGGGUCCCCAGGGCCACCCCUGCAAGCUGCUCUUCGCCGCCUUCUCCGUGGGCCGCCGCAAGGCCCUGCACAGCUCCCUCUACUUCCAGCACGUCACCUUCGACACCGAGCUCGUCAACCUCUACCAGCACUUCAACAUGUUCUCCGGGAAGUUCUUCUGCUACGUGCCCGGCAUCUACUACUUCAGCCUCAACGUGCACACCUGGAAUUUCAAGGAGACCUACGUGCACCUGAUGAGGAACGAGGAGGCCGUGGCCAUCCUGUACGCCCAGCCCAGCGACAGGAGCAUCAUGCAGAGCCAGAGCCUGAUGCUGGAUCUGCGGGAAGGGGAUGAGGUUUGGGUCAGGAUGUUCAAGAGGGAGAGGGAAAACGCGAUUUACGGCGAGGAGUCGGAUCUUUACAUCGUCUUCAACGGGCACCUGAUCAAACCCGCCCUGGAGUAGGAGCUCCCCUGGCUCCAGGGCCGAGCUUUGGGACAUCCAGCACUGCCUUCCCUGGAGAAGCGCAGCUCGGAUUCCGUCUGGAAGCAGCCCUGGAAGAGUUGUUUCCCCACAUCUGCGUGGCUCCAAGCCGCACAAGAAUUCCAGAAGGUUCCCAGCUCCCUUGGUGGCCCCUCGGGAGCAUCCCUGCGGCUUGUCCAGCUGACAGCAAAAAUCCCCCUUCUUUCCCUGCGUCUCCCAUCCCAUUUGGAAAAGUUGCAGCCCUUGGAAGGGUGGUUUUCCCACUCAUUUAUGGAGGGAGGGAACUGUUCCAACUGCACAAGAAUUCCAGAAGAUUCCCAGCUCCCUGUGUAGCUCCUCAGGAACAUCCCUGAAGAGCUACCAAGUUAGCAGCAAAAAUUCCCCUUCUUUCCCUGCGUCUCCCAUUCCAGUUGCAGCCCUUGGAAGGGUGGUUUUCCACCCUUCCAAGGCGGCUGCUCCACCUGCACAAAAAUUCCAGAAGGUUCCCUGGUCCCUGUAAGGACCCUCAGGAACAUCCCUGAAGGGUUUGCCAAGCUGACAGCAAAAAUUCCGCCUUGCUCUGCAUCUCCAGUCCCUGUUGGAAUAUUUGAUGGGUGGGUUUCCACCCCUGGGUGGGUGGAGGGAGCUGCUCCACCUGCACAAAAAUUCCAGAAGAUUCCCAGCUCCCUGUGCAGCCCCUCAGGAACAUCCCCAAAAGUUUGCCAAGCUGGCAGCAGAAUUUCCCUCCUUUGCUGGGCUUUAGAUAGAGAAUUACAACAAUUAGGAUAUAAUUACCAUUAAAUAAUUAUCCUUGAGGGCCAGAGUGGUUAUCCAGGUGCUAAUUAAGGAAUUCUGUUAUUCCUGCAAAAAUCUCAGUGAAUUAGAGCCACCCCCCUCAGCAGAACCAAGCUGGCUCCUCUCAGGCAGGAAUUUUGGCAUUGAAAUCCAUAUUUUGCACGGGAAUUAAUCCCAAAUUCCAGCUUGGUUCCAUUCUGUGCCGUAUCCCAUGGUUCCAGCAGAAUGGUGGAAUUGGAGGAAUAACAAACAGCAGAUGGAUUCAGGGAAACAGAGCUCGGUACAACCACAAGCUCCAGAGAAAAACUUCCCAGGAGAACACCCAGCCUGCCUGGGAAUGGGUUUCCCAGCUGGACAAAAGGCUGGGAAUUUGGGAUUUGCCAAGCUGGGAUUGCAGGCUGUGCUCCCAUCUGGACGUUCCCAUUUUGGAGCACCAGCAUUUCUGGGAAAUGGAGGAAAAACUGGAAAGAAAAAGGGUUUUUGGUUUUAUUUUUUUGGGCUUCUUUUUUUAGGCAUUUGGGGUUUUUCCUCAGGGAUUACCGCCUUGGAGCACCAUCAUUGCUGGGAAAUGGAGGAAAAACAGGAAAGAAAAAUGGGUUUUUCUUCAAG
This is a messenger RNA of Serinus canaria (Common canary), 2474 nucleotides long. RefSeq names its product C1q and TNF related 8 (gene C1QTNF8). The coding region runs from base 303 to 1073 and encodes 256 amino acids. The record is from RefSeq and is a predicted model, not a curated record. Lineage: Eukaryota; Metazoa; Chordata; Aves; Passeriformes; Fringillidae. The transcript has 3 exons. Gene Ontology annotation, molecular function: protein binding.